Messenger RNA from Microthlaspi erraticum, 1269 nucleotides. The record is from the annotation of a GenBank genome assembly. Lineage: Eukaryota; Viridiplantae; Streptophyta; Magnoliopsida; Brassicales; Brassicaceae.
AUGCGUGUCAAAGUCCUACACAGCUGGAGACAAUACAUUGGCCAGGCUGGUGAGACGAUGGAGUUUAUCUUGGCUGAUGAACAUGGUGGAAAAAUACAUACUACAGCGAAGAAGAAGGACAUAGGUAGGAUCUCCAAGGAAAUGAAAGUUGGCGAAUGGAGAGUCCUUGACAAUUUCCAGGUUGCUCAUGCAACGGGUCAGUUCCGUCCUACAAACAGCAAGAGGAAAAUGACAAUGACAUUGAACACGAAAGUAAGCACCUGCUCAGUUAAAAACGACAGCCAGUUUCUUGAACUGAUUCCUAUUCGGUCUAUUAUCGAUGGUGGUCUGAACCACUGCAUACUCAUCGAUUUCAUUGGUCAAGUACUCAACGUCCAGGAGAUCCAAACUGUACCUGUCCAAGGGAAGGAAAACACUAAUCACGAAGUAUUGGAUAAUGCAGUGAUGAACGUGUUAACGGAUGCCUCUGGGAGUCUUAUGCUGAGCAGUUAUAUGAUGCAUGCAAGGAAGCAAAUGGCGAACCGUUUACCUUCUGAUGGAUUGGCAAUUGCAAUGAACCUGAAAGAGGACGAUGCAUUAGUGCAGCUUCAGAAACAGCAAAAGGCGGAUGAGUGGUUGACGCUUGAUCUUAAGUCCGUUUAUGAUGUCACGAGUUCUACCGAGAUUGAGAAAUUUAGAAUCCGUGCAAAGGUCACUGCUAUUGAUACUGAUUGGGGAUGGUAUUACUUUGGUUGCGUUAAAUGUCAACAUCGGGUUUUCAAAGACUUGAAAAAGGAGUCUUCCACCAGACCACGACCAGUAGUUCCUAUUUGGUAUUGUGAUAACUGCAAGACAAAUAUCAAAGCGGUUUCACCAAAAUUCAAGCUACAUUUAAUCAUUGAAGAUGAUUCUGGUGAGACUAAGAUAAUGCUCAUGGAUUCUGUUGCUAACGGGAUGGUCAACAAGACAGCUGCAUUCCUACUUAAUGGUUCUACUGAUGAGAUUCAAGACCCGGAACUUCUUCCUGAUUCCAUAAAAGAUUUGGUUGGGAACACUUUCGAUUUCUUGGUGGGUGUAGAGAAGGAGCACAUCAUGUAUGGAAAUGACACCUACAAGGCUCACAAAGCCUCUGUUGUGAAGAGCAAUGGGAUGACACCAUCUCCUAAGCGCAGUAUUGAAGACAGCAAUAUCAGAAGUGAGCUCUCUUCCACUUCAAAGAAACAGUGCACCAAGCUCAUCAACCUAGAAGACGAAAGCAAUGGUGUUGAUGUGAAGACGUUGACCGAGUAG